AUGAUACUCCGCUUCCAGAGCCGUAUUGGCCAGUUCCGCCUCACCGUCGACGCGGACCAGGAGAUUGCCACCAUCCUGCCCGACGUUCUCGAGAAGCUCCCCAAGGAUGUCAUCCCCGCCUCCGUCACCAUCUCCCCGAAGCCCCACGGCGCCGAAGUCCGACCCAUCGAGGCACUUAGGAACGUCCCGUUCAGUCGGAUAGGCCUGACACAUGGGACUAUGGUCUUCCUUGACUACAAGCAGGACACACCACACUCCAAUGGACACUCAGCGGCUGCCAACAAGCUCAGUGGCAAGGAGGUCACACCAGCAGAAGAUCAGUCGAGCGUCGCGAUACCCAAGGCACCCGAACUCGUCAAGAACCCAUGGGAGACGGUCAAGCAGUCAACACUCGACGACCGGUUAGACAGUCAGGAUGGCAAGAUUGUGCGGAAGAAGGAUGAGAAGCUGUGCAGACAUGGGCCCAAGGGCAUGUGCGAGUAUUGUUCGCCACUCGAGCCAUACGACCAGAGCUAUAUGGAAGAGAAGAAGAUCAAACACAUGUCCUACCACGCGUACCUCCGCAAGGUCAACCAGGGCAAGAACAAGUACGAAUCUGGCAGCUCUUACAUGCCUCCCUUGAGCGAGCCAUACUACCGCGUCAACCCAAACUGCCCCUCGGGGCAUCGCCCAUUCCCUGCCGAGAUCUGCACCAAGUGCCAGCCGUCUGCCAUCUCCCUACAACCGCAAGAGUACCGAAUGGUGGAUCACGUGGAGUUUGAGACGUUCGAGAUUGUUGACAAGUUCCUCAACUUCUGGCGGCAAGGUGGUGCGCAGCGGAUAGGCUUCCUCUACGGUCAUUACGAGCAGUAUGAAGAGGUACCUCUGGGAACCAAAGCGGUCGUUCAAGCCAUCUACGAACCACCUCAAGUCGAUGAGGUAGACGGUGUCACGCUGAGUGAUUGGGAGAACGAGGCGGCAAUAGACAAGCUGGCAGAAGAGGCAGGCAUGCAGCGAGUCGGUGUCAUCGUCACAGACCUCCUUAGGCCGGACGAUCCUGAGCAAGGCAACGCCGUCUGCAAGCGCCACAUCGAUUCCUACUUCCUCGCAUCCCUCGAAAUCUGCUUCGCUUCUCGGUAUCAAGCCAAGUACCCACGGCCCUCGAAAUGGAGCGAGACUGGAAAGUUCGGCAGCAACUUUGUGACGUGUGUUGUAUCUGGCGACGACACGGGCAACAUCGCAAUCUCUGCAUACCAAGCAUCCAACGCGGCAGUCGAAAUGGUCCGCGCAGAGAUCGUUGAGCCAUCUGCUCAGCCGGAAGUCAUGCUGGUGCAGGAUGAAGAGGAAGAGAACGCAGCUCUUGGUCGCAAGCGCUACAUCCCCGAAGUCUUCUACCGUCGAAUCAACGAGUACGGCGCCAACGUACAAGAAAACGCCAAGCCUGCAUUUCCCGUCGAAUACCUCCUCGUCACCCUCACACACGGCUUCCCGAACCAGACGAAUCCCAAGUUCAUUACCAACGCCUUCGCCAUCGAGAACCGAGAUGCCCUUGGAGAGCUACAAGAACCGAGAGAUCUGCAGAAGCAGCUCAGAGCUGGCGCCAACCGUGUCGCGCUCGACACUCCACAGGGUGUCAUUGCUGUAUCCGACUUCCACUUGCUCUGCUUCGUGCAGCACCUGGGGAUCUUGAGCGACGACGAGCUGAAGCUACUCUGCAAAGUCGCCAUCACACAUGACGCUUCUCUGGGCGCCACGCUCAUGCAUUCAUCAGGUUGGGCCACUCUCGAGACGAUCCUCUCACAGAUGUAG
Messenger RNA from Zasmidium cellare ATCC 36951, 1788 nucleotides. RefSeq lists its product as uncharacterized. Gene Ontology annotation, cellular component: nucleus. Gene Ontology annotation, biological process: ubiquitin-dependent protein catabolic process. The transcript is spliced from 3 exons. The record is from RefSeq and is a predicted model, not a curated record. The coding region runs from base 1 to 1788 and encodes 595 amino acids. Gene Ontology annotation, molecular function: ubiquitin protein ligase binding; ubiquitin binding. Lineage: Eukaryota; Fungi; Ascomycota; Dothideomycetes; Mycosphaerellales; Mycosphaerellaceae.